Pomacea canaliculata is the source of this 1465-nucleotide messenger RNA. RefSeq lists its product as uncharacterized. Lineage: Eukaryota; Metazoa; Mollusca; Gastropoda; Architaenioglossa; Ampullariidae. The record is from RefSeq and is a predicted model, not a curated record. Bases 152 to 511 code for a protein of 119 amino acids. The transcript is spliced from 4 exons.
GCAUUCCUUAGAAACCAUCAACCUGUGCGAACUAACAUUAAUAAUGUGAAGUUGAUCACUGCAUACUAAACCAGAUGAAACCAAGAAGACACCGUCUAAUGAUCUGGCGAUUUUUAAUAAUUCUCAGUCUCAGAACUGUUAUAUUCAAAAUAUGAGUGGACUAACUCAGAAGGCAGUCGAUUUGCCAGAGCUCGUCAAUCUUUCUGUAGAAGAGACAAGUGGAAAGGGUACAUGUACCCUAAGAUACUUUUAUCCUGCACAAGAAAGUGAUAGUAUUGACUGGAGUAUUAAAGAUAACUCCAUGAUUUUCAAGGUAUUUAGGGCAGGUUCUGACAGAGUUGCCUACUUGAAACAGUCAAAAUUAAUUCCUGAAGACUUGCAGAAGCAGUUAGAGGUACAGAAAAGGAAACUGAAGUAUAAUGCGAAGAUUCCACACUACAAGGUGGUACUCAAGAAAAAAGCUGACUUUACCCUUGAUGUCUACUUCCAGCCUGACAGUCCACCAGUCUAGUGAAGAUUUGUUAGUGUUUUGAAUAGGAACUUGGCAAUUACUUUGUCACAGUAUAGACGUAAGGAGAUUUGUAACUAUAAGCUGUACAUUAUUGUUUGCCGUGCCAUGAUAGACUGUAGCAUUUUGAAUGCUGUAUUGAGACCUGAGUGAAAAUAUUUGCAACAAACAUAGUGAUAUAGAAAAAACUUUAUUGUUACUAACACAGACUUAGUCAUUUUGAGUGAUGGAUUUUGGUAGAUUGGCCUGUAGAAUUGGAUGUUGAACGAUGUGUUCAUUGGCUUAUGUGAAUUUUGGCCCUGUAACAAAGAUGACAGGCCAGUGUUAGACAUACUGCUAUUGAAGCCAUUGCCUUCAAACCAAUCUUGGAAUGAGCAUAAGUACCUUAUUCAUUUGGCCAAAUUCUCCCACAUUUACUUGGAGAACUGAAUACAAGAGCAAUGGUGUAUUGUAAAGAGAGAAAAUGCUGAAGUAGAGGGGAAAUGAUUGUCCUUGAUAAGACACUGAAAAGAGAGCUUGACAAAAUGUGAAUAAGAGUGUAAAUGGGACUGCACUCAUCUUUGAGCUUACCAUUAAAUGAGGACUACAUUCCCUUACAACUGUCCUCUGAGUCAUUUGACUCACAUGUUUACCAUCCUAAAUCAGUACCAAGCUUAUAUCAUGCAGCUAAAUCUAGGACUACCAUGGGCAAAGACAAUGGAAGAUACCCUGCACGGCUACAGAUUUAGACACGUGUGGGAACAAGGUGGGGUAGGAGAUGCCAGGGCUUUUAUCUUACUACUCAAACAAAGAUUGAAAUACAACUUUGCACAAAAAUGGUCAGACAAAAUGCAGACAAGUGAUAGGUACUCAACCUACAGACAGUUUAAAAAGGAAUUUGAACCAGAAAGAUAUCUUUCAGUAUUAACCAUAAAAAAAGUUCAGAAAUACUCUAAUACGAUUUAGACUAGACUUUAG